GAAUCCUGUUACUGUUGGCAACAAUGAUUGCAACGCCCCAUCAUCCUUCAAGAGGGCAAGUACCUAUGUGGGGAACAGACCCUCGGCUGUGAAUCCUGUUGCUGUUGGCAAUGGUGAAUAUGAGGCCCCAAGAUCCUUCAAGAAGGCAACUACCCAUGUGAAGAACAGGACCUGGGGUGUGAAUUCUGCUAUUUUGGUCAAUGAUGAUGACGAGGCCCCACUACAUUACUACAGGAGGGCAAGUACCUCUGUGAAGUACAUGCCGACCCUCUCGAUGCAGCAAUACCUUGACGAUUUGGAUCUGAAACUGCAACAAUGUCAUGAACGAUGUCCCGUUCAAGACAGUGAAGGAGAUGCAAUGACACAAAAAAGUGAAGAUCAUGCAAAAUCAGGGAGUGUGAAUGGUGGAAGAUCCAAGAAGAAACAUAAGGUUACCACACCCAUACCAGCCACUGAAGACACCAUGUUCAUGGGACAGAAAGCGUCACAGCAAGGACAGCAGUACUCGAUCUCAAGAUGCUUGGAGGUGUUACAUGGCAUGGAUGAUGUGUCUGAUGAGACCAAGGUCCUUGCCUCCGAUGUUCUGAAGGAUGCAGAAAUUCGAGAACUUUUUCUGUGCUAUGAAUCAAGACUCCGUGGUUUGUGGUUGAAGAAGGAAGUGGCUAAGCUUGGAUCUCAGUUGCCUCAAUGUGAGUAA
Molecule: messenger RNA, 697 nt
Organism: Lolium perenne
Lineage: Eukaryota; Viridiplantae; Streptophyta; Magnoliopsida; Poales; Poaceae
Source: RefSeq, a predicted model, not a curated record